This is a messenger RNA of Closterium sp. NIES-65, 7875 nucleotides long. NCBI's taxonomy places the organism in Eukaryota, Viridiplantae, Streptophyta, Zygnematophyceae, Desmidiales, Closteriaceae. The record is from the annotation of a GenBank genome assembly.
AUGAGCGACGCAGCGACGGUAACGGGUCAGCGUGCAGACGGAGAAACCCGGCAGUCGAAUCCGGAUGACGCGUGGCAAAAGCUCAUUCGCCAGCUGGAGGACUGUUUCGCGGAUGAGAAAGCCCCCUGGAUCGUCCCUCUGCGGCCGCACUUCACAGCUGCUGCUCGCCGGGGGGACCCCUUCCUCUCCCUCCCUGCUGCCGUCCUCCCAGCCUUCGCCAAGAAGGUCACUGCUGCAUGUGCAUCCAUCGACCCUGCAUGUGACAGCAACAGGGGGGAUGGAUGGAACUCUCGACUCGACCCAACACCCCCCUCUCCCACUCCCCCACCCCCCGCUUCUAUCUCAGGUCACUGCUGCAUGUCACUGCUGCAUGUGCAUCCAUCGACCCUGCAUGUGACAGCAACAGGGGGGAUGGAUGGAACUCUCGACUCGACCCAACACCCCCCUCUCUCCCACUCCGCCACCCCCCGCUUCUACCUCAGGCGGCGGGAGGCAGCUUCUGGGAAGGUUCUUCAGGAGCUGCUGGUAGCAAUGCCUGCUGUGAAGAAAGCCACAGACGGAGGGGGAGGGGGAGGGGGAGGGGGAGGGGGAGGGGGAGAGGGAGGGGGAGAGGGAGGGGGAGGGGGAGGGGUGGGAGCGAGGGAUGAAAGAAGUGUGGAUAAGGCAGGUGAAAAGGGAAAGGAAGGUUUGGCUGAGGAUUCUGCAGGGAAGGAGGAGGUUAAAGAGGAGCCAGUGAAAGGGGCAGCUCUGAAACGCAAGGAUGGGGAGGAGGGUCCUAAGACAGCAGGUGCUGCUGCAAUUGGAAUGGAAGGAGGAACGGGAGGGAAGGAAGAAGCGGAACGAGUAGGGAUGAAGAAACAUGAGGAGGGUGGGGCAAGGCGUGUGCCCAUGGUGGUCAUUCCAUGCCCCUCAUCCCCGUUAUUGCAUGCAUGCCAGAAAAAACAAAACCACCAGCAGCACCAGCAUCUCCAACAGCAGCUGCAGCAGCAGCAAUGCAACCACGAGGUGCCACGGAUGGUGAAUGUGACUGUAAGGAGGGAUGAGUACAUUAUGGAUCGAAUAGCAGAGGUGCUUGUAACGAGCUGGUCUGGGGAUGAGAGCAGCAGUGGUAGGGUGGAGAAGGAUGGCAGCAACGGUGGUAGUAGUGGCAGCAGAGAGGGCGAGCGGAGGGAGAGGAGCAGGGAUAAGAGACAGGUGGUUGGUGGUGCAGAUGCCGGGUCACUUGUCAUCUCCAAGCUACUGCACAAGCAUCAUCCCCACAUGCGUCUUUUCUCCUUCCUCCCAGCCUCCCUCUCACUCCCUCACAACAUCGCACCGCCACCAACACAACCAUUAGAAUCAGCAGCCGCAGGAGAAGAGGCAGCAAAAGAAAAAUCAGCAAGAGAAGCUUCAGCACUAGCACCAACUGCCACUAGCACGGCACCCCGCCAGCUGGCAGUGAACAGCACGGCGAGCUGGCUGGCGGGGUGUGAGGUGCGGGGGCCUGCAGUGGUGGCGGUGGUGGAGGCAUCGUGGAGCGACAGCCGGAGAGGGGAGAUGGAGGAGGAGGGAGUGGUGGCAUGGGACGUGUACAGCUCAGCCCGGACGUGCCCCUCCUUGUCUCCUGUCCUCUCUGCCUCACUCUCUCACACACACACCGCCCAUGUGCCUCUCUUCCUUUUAACACCCCCCCUCUCCUUCCCCUCCAGGCGCCUGCUCGCCCGGCAACCCAGGGGCAUGCGUCUGCUCGCCCGGCAACCCAGGGGCAUGUAUCAGCUCAGCCUGGAAGCCCCUGUCCUCGCCUCCUUACCUCUCUCCUUCUCCUCCACGCCCCUCUGGCGCGGCAAGCACCCCAAGUCUAUGCUUCUGGAGCUCUGCACCAUGCAGCGCGCCAUCGACUCCUCGCCGAUGUGCAUGGGCAUGUGCGGCUUCAAGACUGAGCAUCAGCAGCAGCAGGAGCAGGAGCAGCAGCAAGGGAAGGAUGGGCGGCAGGAUGAGGAGCAGAAGGAUGAGGACCGGGAGAAGGCACAGGAGGAGCAGGAGGGGCAACGUGGGCAGUGCUGCUGCGAGCACAAGUCCAUGCAGCUGGCAGUUGGAGACCCUGUGUUUGAGUUCCCAUCCCCUUCAGGCUCCCUCAUUCCCACAACCACAGCCACCACGACAGGCACAGGCAUAGGCACAGGCCAAGGCUCUGGUGGUGCGAGUGGUGGCACCAGCAGCAGCAAUACCACUAAUGGCAACGGCACAGCUGUCAACAGUGGUGGGUUCAAAUGCCGGGUGACCAUCAACAGAGGCCCUUCCUCUCCUCCCUGGGUUGCUUUCUCCCCCCGCCGCUAUGCUGCACGCAUGGAUGCAGUGCAUGCUGCGUGCUUAGAGGCCUUGAGGGCGAUUCAGAAGGAGUAUGCGGAAGUGUGGGGGAGAGUGGUUGAUCCCUGGGGGGCAUGGGGGGGAGAGGGGCAAAGGGAGGAAGGAGAGGAAGGGGAGGACGGGGAACGAAUGGAGAUUUGUACAGGAGACGGAAAUGGGGGGUAUGGAGAGGAGAGGGAGGAGAAGGAAAGGGAGGAGGAGAAGAGGGAAGAGGAGGAGGAUGGGGAUGGCAGAAUGGCAAGGAAGCGUGUGAAGGAGGUUGAAGAUUCCUCCCCAACACGAGCACCCACCAGUGCAGUGCCAAUGCUUGGCAGUACUGAUGCCGUGGCAGCGCUAGGGUCUUCUCCACGCCCAUCUCCCUCUUCCUCCUCCACACCUGCUGCCUUGGGCUGCCUUGUAUCCAUCUCCUAUAGGGUAUCUCUGCAACAGGGCGCAAAAUUGCCUCACGGUUGCUCAGAAGAAGUCUGCUCGGAGGGCAAGGAGGAGGUGUGCUUGGAGAGCAAGGAGUGCUUCGAGUUUGAGUUUGGGCGGGGCUGUGUGGACGAGCGGAUCGAGGCUGUGAUUGGCCGCUUGCUGCCAGGUCAGACUGCUGACAUCAGAGUUCCGAUCCGCGGGCAUCUGCCGCCCUUCCCGGCUCUGGAGGCGAUUCAGCCUGCGACAGGGCCCUCGGCCCUCCACUGCCGCAUCCCGCUCCUCUCAGUGGCAGCAGCGGAGGAGGAGGAUUGCAUGACGCAGCUGUCUUCUUUCCCCUCGUGCACCCCCCCCCCCACCCCGCUCCUCUCCAUCCCAGGGCCUUCAGCCCUGCACUGGCGCAUCACGCUCCUCUCAGUGGCAGCAGCAGAGGAGGAGGAUCGCAUGACGCAGCUGUCCUCACUUCACCCCCAUUGUCUCCCUCCCUUUCCCCUCUUCCUUCCCAAUCCCAGGGCCCUCAGCCCUCCACUGGCGCAUCACUCUGCUAUCAGUGGCAGCAGCAGAGGAGGAGGAUCAAAUCGAUGCAGCCAUCUUCUCCCCAUCUCUCUCUUUCCCCUCAUGCACCCCCACCUCCCCAACCCCCCCACCCUUCCCCCUAUCCUCCCACUCCCAGAGUUCACAGCCCUCCACUGUCGAGUCACGCUGCUCUCAGUGGCGGCAGCGGAGGAGGAGGAUCGAAUCGAUGCAGCCAUCUUCUCCCCCUCCCUCUCCAAGCAACGCCUUGCCUUUGCCGCUGCACUCAUCUCAAAGCACUCGCCGGCUUUCCUCCUGGACGUUGGGUGCGGGUCUGCCUCUCUCUUCGACUACUUGCUGUCUGCUUCAGCCGCAGCAAGCAAGGGCAGUGGCAAGGCCGGUAGUGCUGGCUGUGACAAUGGCAGUGGAAGCAGUGCUGAGCGAUUUUGUUUACCGGCGAGCAUGGUGGGGUUUGACAUCAGUCAGAAGGAGCUGGAGCGGGCUGGUCGGAGCCUAACUCGCACCAUAACAAGCCUGCAAGCAGCCUCACAGCCGGCAGCAGACGCAGCCACUGCAGCAACACAGGUUGAGCCGGCACCUGAAACAACCUGCACCGUUGCAGCACAAGCAGCUUCAGCACGGUUGGCGCUCUAUGCCGGUUCCCUUGCUGACGUGGACGAUCGCAUGAAGGACGCUGACGUGGCAACUUGCUUGGAGGUGGUGGAGCAUUUAGACGAGGAGCCACUGGCAGCCUUUGGGGCCGUGGUGCUGGGGGCACUCAGACCCCGCGUUCUGCUUGUCUCCACUCCCAACAUCGAGUACAAUCCUGCCAUUCGUGCUGCCACCGCUGCUGCUGCUGCUGAUGCGACCGCUGCUGGUGCUGAUGCUCCUGCGGCUGUUGCUGGUGCUUCUGCUGGUGUUGCUGCUGUAGCUGAUGCUCCUGUGACAGCUGCUGCUACUGUGACUGAUGCUGCUGCUGCUGCUACUGCGAAUGAUUCUGCAACAGCUGCUGCUGUCGCUGCUGCUGAUGAUGCUGCUACUCCUGCUGCUGCUGCUGCCGGUGAUGCUGUCACUGCGCUUGCUAACGGUUUCAAGCAGCAGGAUCCUCCACUGCAGCAGCCACAAGAAGCAGCAGGGCAGGCAGGAGGAGGGAAGAAGAGGCGGAAAAAGAAGAAGGGACAGCAGGCAGGCCAGCAGGCGGAUCAGACAGGACAGCAGGCAGGUCAGACAGGACAGCAGCCUCAGGAGCAGCAGCAGCAGGAGUUGCGAAAUUCUGAUCACCGUUUUGAGUGGACCAGGGAGGAGUUUGAAUCCUGGGCGAAUGCUCUGGCCCAGGAGUAUGGUUACCAUGUUACAUUCGGUGGAGUGGGCGUGCUGCCAGAAGCAGAGCACCUGGGAUUCGCCACACAAACAGCUGUAUUUGAGAGAGCUACAUGUGAGAUGAAGGAUUUAGGACUGGGAUCUGAUGUGGGUCAGAUGCGGGACCUAAUGACUCUCAACCCUGACGUCAAUGUCCCAUCUCUCUGUACAAUGUCCCCUGCAUCUUCCCUGUCCCUCCCCUCUCGCCAGAUGCGUGACCUCAUGACACUCAAUCCUGACGUCAUGUCGUUGGGUCGGGGCGUGGUGUACUGGUUACCACCCGUCGCAAUGCGUGAUCUCAUGACGCUCAACCCUGACGUCAUGUCGCUGGGCCAGGGCGUGGUGUACUGGUUACCGCCCGAUGCAGUCCUGGCAGCAGCGCAGGCAGCGGUGCAUGACCCAGUGAGCAGCGGGUACGGAGUGGACGAUGGCACCAAGGAGCUCCGGGCAGCGCUGGUAGAGAAAGUCAAGACGGAGAAUGGACUUAUGGACUCGUCCAUCAUGGUUACUGCUGGGGCCAACCAGGCAGUCAUGAACGUGGUGCUGACGCUCUGUGACCCCGACAUGACUUAUGUUAACACCGUUGGCAGUUCGCAAACUCUUCUAACCGAGGCACGGGAGUAUCUCCCCGACGUUGACCAUGCCGUCUUCAAGCACUUCCGCAUCAUCAAGAGGGUCGAGGGAAAAGCUCAGCAGUACGAGUGCAAGUUCUGCAGCAACGUCUACACUGGUGCUGCCAUCCGAUGCGCGCAACACUUCACGUCGUGGAAGGGGAUGAAACGCCGUGAAGUGGUGCUUUGCAAGGAUGCGCCGCAAGAUGUGCGCUUGGCCAUGCGCGCGAAAUACGAGGCAAAGGCUGCUGCGGCCGAAGAGAAGAGGCGGGCAGCAGCUGAAGCGGUUGCCGCAGUCAAGGCUGAUUGUGUGAAGCGGGUGCGCAUCACCGAUUACCUUGAGGGGGAUGCGGCUGCAAGAAAGAGAGAAGCGGACGAGGCACUUGCGCUUGCUUGGGCCGCCCUCCAUAUCCCCGAGCGCCACAUUGACCAUCCUCUGAUGGUCAAUGCAUUGAACCUCGUCAAGCGCGCCGGCGUCGACUAUGUCCCUCCCAAGAGGAAAUACAUCGGCGGUGCUGGCCUUCUCUCAUGUCGCAACGGAAUCGAGCAGGGUUUGGUGGGCAUUAAGGCGAGCUGGAAGAGGACGGGCGUGACAAUUUCGUCCGACAUGAUGACGGACCGCAACGGCAGGCCGCAGGCCAACAUGCUUCUCGUAAACGAUUCCGGCGCCGUCUUCACCGAGUGUAUUGACUGCAACAUGGAGAGGAAAACCGGAGGUUACGCGGCAGGGAUUCUUAGGCCUGCGGUGGAGGAAGUGGGUCCAGAAAACGUUGUUGCGUUCUGCAUGGACGGGGGGUCGAACUAUGCGGUGGCGGUGAAGCAGCUCUUACAGGAGUGGCCGCACAUUCGAGAUGUGCCGUGCGCCACUCACGUAUUGGAUCUUCUCAUGGAAGAUGUCGGGAAGAUGGGAUGGGCUAAGCCGGUGGUCGACAAGGGAGGGGAGAUAUCUAGCUUCGUCCGCAACCACCACUGGACCCGAGGGUACCUGCGGAAGCCGGAAUUGGUGGAGGGGAAGGUUCUGCAGGCGCUGAAGCCGGCUGGAACCCGAUUCGGGACCAACUACAUAGCCAUAUCCCGGCUAUGUGCGAUGUGCGGCAGCCUUACCAACAUGUGGAAGACGGUCGAGUUCUUCGUCGCAUCGCUGAAGCUGCCCUUUAAGGUGAUGAGGCAGAUGGACGGGCAUGCCAAGGGGAUGAUGAGGAGGCUGUACGAUUUGAUGCUGCAGUUGACUGAGGACGUGGGGGGCUUGCUCGAUGCGGACGAGGAGCAGCUGAGCGACGGGGACAAGGACAAGAUCUGCCGCAUCCUCAGAGACCGCUGCGACGGCAGCCUCGCAUGCGCCAUGCAUGUCGCUAGCCGCAUCCUCAACCCCGCGAAUCAGGAGGAAGAUAUUUUCGGCACUGAUCCCGAGUGCACGAAAGUCUUCAAGGCGUUCAUUAGCCAGCAGGCCGAGUUCCUUGUGAGCCGCGAGGAUGGGGGGGAUGACGCGUGCGACAUCUUGAUUGAGCUGGGGGACGGGCUGAGGGCGUUCCUUGACAUGAAGGGUUCUUUUGGGAUGCCGGAAGCCGUGGCACAGAGGAAGCUGGUGAAAGAGGGAAAGUAUAGCAUGGUGAAGUGGUGGCAGUGGAAUGGGACUGAUGCCCCUCGAGUGGCGGGGCUCGCGGCGUUCGUGAAUGUGGUGCUGACGUUCUGUGACCCGGAUGACGCUGUGGCGUUCGUGAAUGUGGUGCUGACGCUCUGUGACCCGGAUGACGCUGUGGUGCUCUUCAAGCCGUUCUACUUCAACCACCAGAUGGCCUUUCAGAUGACUGGUGUCACUGACAUCGUGUAUGGGCCCUGUGACUCUGACACCCUGCAUCCCAGCGCUGAUUGGCUAGAGGAGGCGCUUUCAGGGAAGGAGGGCAGGAAGGUUCCCAAGGUGGUGGUGAUAACCAAUCCCAACAACCCCACCGGGACCUAUGUUCCCGAGGACUUACUGCGGAGAAUCUCCGCUAUAUGUGAGAAGGCUGGCUCCUGGCUGGUGCUUGACAACACCUACGAGUACUUUAUGUACGGUGGUAACCGCCAUGUGUGCCUGGAGGCCCCUCACGUGCUCAACAUCUUCUCCUUCUCCAAGGCCUAUGGCAUGAUGGGAUGGCGCGUUGGCUAUAUCGCGUACCCCAACUCCUCCCCUAGGCUUGGCCCGUCUCUCAUUAAAGCCCAGGACACCAUCCCCAUUUGUGCCAAUCUCAUUGGUCAGCAAGCAGCCCUCGCCGCUCUCCAAUCCCCUUCCGCCGGGAAACCCUUCGUCGACCGCCUUAUCCAGACCCUAUCCCCGAACCUGGAGGAGGCUCGGGACGCCCUAGCCAUGCUCACAGGUCCGGGGGUUGGAGGGCGGGUGUGGGGCGGGGAGGGGGCGAUUUACCUUUGGGCGAAGCUUCCGGAAGGAUGUGAAGAUGAUGGGGCUGUGGUGAGGUGGUUGGUGAGUGAACAUGGUGUGGUGGUUAUUCCGGGGAGUGCGAGCGGUGCACCCGGGCAUAUUAGGGUGUCUUUUGCAAACUUACCCGCGGAAAAGUACAAGGUUGCUGCAGGGAGGUUGAAGAAGGGGCUUCAAGAGCUGGUUGAGAAGGGGAUGAGGUUUCCUCUAAGUCAGUAA